Molecule: messenger RNA, 3323 nt
Organism: Pseudoliparis swirei
Lineage: Eukaryota; Metazoa; Chordata; Actinopteri; Perciformes; Liparidae
Gene: ncoa7a
Product: nuclear receptor coactivator 7
Exons: 6
Coding region: 1631-2332 (233 amino acids)
Biological process (GO): regulation of transcription by RNA polymerase II; response to oxidative stress
Cellular component (GO): nucleus
Source: RefSeq, a predicted model, not a curated record
AUGGACGCUUAGGAUACACUGAGUACCUAUCUCCUCUUUUCUCUCCUUAAGGAUGAAUGUUCAUCUCUCAAUCACACGUUACUAACUCUGCUUUCUCCCCGGAGUCCUUGUGACUUCACGUCUCAUGGGGUCAUCGGACCCUAUGAGACGACAUAGAUCCUAUCUGCCUGAUGGAUCAUCGAGGUCUGGGUCGUGGAAUUCCUGCUCCUGACUACGCCACUGUCCUGUUGAGACUCCGCCCACUGUUGAGACUCCGCCCACUCCUCCUCCCCACCGCCAUCUGCCUGAUGGAUCGUGGAGGUCUCCAUCGUGGAAUAUGCCUACUAUGAACUAUUCAUACACUCUGUCAUAUUCAUUGAAUGUAUUUUAACUCUAAAUCUGUCCUUCUGUACACAUGACAUCUUUGUUCUGUCCAUCCUGGAGAGGGAUCCUCCUCUGUUGCUCUCCUGAAGGUUUCUUCCCUGUUUUACCCAUGAAGGGUUAUUUGGGAGUUGUUCCUGAUCCGAUCUGAAAGUGGGCUCUUCAAAUAAACUGAAUUGAACUGAAUUAAAUAAGUAGAUGCAGACAAAGAGAGACUUGAUUCAGGUUAAAGUAGGUUUAUUCUAUAAAGUGCUUGAUACUGUCACUGCUUUGGUCAAUGGUAAGUGCACUUCCAGGAUUACAGCCAUCAAUUUGAGAAUCCAACAUAAAUAACUCCCAAAAAAUGUCUUCCUGGUUUUUACUCAUGUCCUCAGAUAUCCUCAGCACAGCAUGAUUAAUACUCAAAGCCUUCCAACGCAUGCUUCACUUUCCUGCUCAUCAUGUCCAGGCACGACUCCACACACACCGGAGGAGUGUGACAGAUGGCAUCGGCUCAAUUUAGGAUUGAUUUUCUCUCUCAUGGGAAACAGAGGUUGGGCCAACUGUCAUAAAUGUAACUGCAGUUCAAAUGAAACACAGUGAUUCUGCUUUUGUUUAAUUAUUUUCUCAUAACAUUAUUUCAUAAUAAAUGCAUGGUGAUAUUUAGCAGAUAAUAGCAAGUAGCCCUUUUCUUUUCAUAUGAAACACUAUUCGUUUUAGCAAUGGCAGGGUUAGGGUUAUGACACAACCCAGUGUAGGUACAAUGUAAAAUUAUCCAUCAGUAAAACCUCCUAUUGCUUCUACAGGGUUGACCACCUCGACAUCUUCUCUGUACAUUGGUCGCCAGAACUCUACACCAAUGGCAACAAGAAGCCCGUCAACCCCACUGAUACACACUGGGAGGUAACACACACACACACACACACAUGGUCAAGGAGGGGGGAAACAAGCUCACCGGGGCUCUUUAACAAUAAGAUAACGUCCGGGCAAUAAACACAGUUCAAACACAUGGUUAACAUUUGUAAAGAAUUAGUUUUUUUAAAACGUAUCAAUUAUCCCCGAUUGACAGGAACUGAGGCAGCAGAGUGCUCAGUUCUCCCAGAGGUUGUGGGAAAUCCUGUCGUCUCCAUAUAUGGGCAUCAUAUCUGUAACGCCUCCUAUUAUCCCAGUUUCUGUUACAGGGAAACGGAACUGGUCCAUAUGAGAGUGGACCAAUGAGCAGCUCCUCCCUUCAGCUUCAAACCAAUAGCAUCAAGAGACACAAGUGAAAGUAGCUGAGAGGGAAGGCACCAUGUGGCUGGAAGAGAAGUCAGAAACCAUGAAGCUGCUGCCAGACAACGUCACGGUGCUUUACUUUGCCCGUGACCGCGUGGAGCCGUAUGUUGAGAUCAUCACCGUGAAGGACGCCACGCGGCGCCGGAGUCUGAGCAGCUCGGAGGACAAGGAGGCCGAAGACGAGCCGGUCCGAGACACCCUGCCCGUCCUGAAGCACCAGAGCCAGCUGCUGGACGCCCGGCAUCUGGAGCGACUUGCUGCCCACAUGCCAGUGAAGACCCAGGGCUCCCCAUGGCAGCUGGCCUUCAGCGUGGCGGUCCACGGGAGCAGCCUGAAGACUCUGUACCGCAACAUGGCCGGCCUGGACCGCCCGGUGCUGCUGGUCAUCAGAGACAUGCACAAGAAGGUAUUUGGAGCUUUUUCUUCUGAUCCAUUCAGAGUCAGUCGAUUCUGCUACGGCACAGGAGAAACCUUCCUGUUCAGCUUCAGCCCCGACUUCCAGGCAUACAGGUGGAGCGGCGAGAACUCGUACUUCAUGAGCGGCACCCUUGAAUCUCUACAGAUUGGUGGAGGAGGGGGCGGAUUUGGCCUGUGGCUGAAUGCUGACCUGUACCGUGGCUCCAGCUUCUCCUGUCCCACGUUCAACAACAAGUCUCUCUCCACACAAGAGGACUUCAAUGUCCUGGACCUGGAGGUCUGGACGGUGCAGAACAUCUGAACAGAGCGAGAGUAGAACUCACUAGUGAGAGGGCUACCUGUGGUUCUCGCCACGACUAAAUCUCAUGGAGCAUCAUCUGUGCACCGGGUCCAGAGACGGCCACAUGCAGAACCCUGUCCGGUCGGUCCUUGGGCUGGACUUCCGAUUCAUGUUGUCUCUGUGCAAAGUGGUCCAAUGAAAUCCUGCCAUCCAGGGUCCUGCUGCUUCAAACUAAUGGCUACUCAUCAGUAGCACUGUGCUAAGACCCGCGGGGAACUGGACUCUGGCGCUUCAAGCCUUUGUUGUGGAGAGCAUUGUCAUAUAAAGUUCACAGCACACUGCUGAAUGAAAAGAUUGUAACUCCUGUAAGAACAUUCAGGACUUUCGGAACAUAUUUUCUAUUUCUGUCGAACUAUUUAAGAAACAAAUUAUUUGCAGUAUUUAUCUCUAUGUUAGUUGUGCAUGAUAGGCGUGAAACAGACAUGGCACAAAAAGGUCUAUAUACAAUGUUACGACAAAAAAAGGAAAACUUAUUGAAUGGUAAGAACACUGUAACAUUAUAGGUCCCGCAGUUACCUGGUUUUCAUGUUCUCCUUUUGAAAACUACUGCUGCAAAUGAAGACCACUCAGGUUAAAAAGCAAAAGUGUUGAACUAGAAUUCAAUUCAUUUUGUAUUGCCCAAUAUCACAAAUUAGAAAUUAGCCUCAGAGGGCUUUACAGUCUGUCCACAUAGACACCCCCGUCCCAGGACCUCACAGGGGAUCAGUGUGUGAUCUUGUGUGUGUGCGGUUUGUGGAGGAAGAGACCUCAACGGUUUAUCACAUAUAUUAUUAUAGUCAUCAAAAUGUAUGUUGAAGAAAAUCUUGACAGGAAAGAGAAGCGAAAGUUCUUGUUUCCCUUUGUGUGUGUUUGUGUGUGUGUAUAUCCUUGUGUGCCAGGCAGUGCUGGCACUGCCGAUGUUGUUUUGUGGAACCACAAUAAAAUAUUAUCUUUCCUGGUGAAAGACAAUGUG